CCCAAUCAAACAACAACAAGUCAAGUCGCCUAUGCUGAUAUCUUGAAUCUUCUUUCUUCCUUUCGUCUACUUAUUCCGAGCAGAGUUGGCUGGACAAGAGAGAGGUGUUUGGAUUAGCAAAGCCAUGAAGGGUCUCCACUUAACCCCCUUCCUCAUCAUCAGCGUCCUCCAAGUCUGCAGCUGCAUCCAAGAUGUCCAGAGCGAGAAUAAUUACUUUGUAUCUUGUCCAGAGCAAUAUGUCCAAGAUGCACGACGACCCGGCGAAGUCUAUUUCGAAGUGAAGUUCCCUUUCCGGCUCAAUGAUCAGCCGGAAUCACGGGGGUUUCAGGGGUUCGAGCUUUACUCCCAGGGACACUUUACCAUGCUCAAGCUUCCUUUUGAUCAAGUACUGGCUGUCGAUCAUAUAUCAUACUCAAGCCAGGUGCUAUCUGUCUCUGACCCAGUUGACUGCCUCUUCGGAAGGCUUCUCAAACUUAAUCUCUCUGCAUCGCCCUUCACUCUUCUCAAUAGAAGUUAUCCUCGCUCUGUAUCUUAUAAGCCCUUCAACUGUUCAUCAGAAGCGUCGUCCAACUAUUUCAUGCCAGUCAGUUGUCUAAGCGAUCCUCCUGGUCACUACUGCUGGGUUGAUCCCGACUUGCCUCUGGAAGACCUGCCAUCGUGUGAACCAUUGACGGCAGGUCAGUUUCAACUUUCCUGUGAUAGACGAAGCCUCUUUUUGGCAUGGGAUGAACCGGACUGCAGACGUUGCAAUGAAGAUUGUCGGUUAAAUAGAACGAGCAACAAAACUGAAUGUAUGACGUAUCCACCUUCUUACGAUCCCUAUAUAUAUCCAUCUUCUUACAAAGAUUCGCAUGCUACAGAUGUAACGAUAGGUCUGUGCGCUGCCGGAUUUGUGGCGAUAGUGACGAUAAUAAUUCUACUCGUCUACAAGAGAUUCAGCAAGAUGAAGAAGAAAAAGCAGAAUCUUGCUGUCGAAAGAUUCCUGAAGGAGUACAAAUCCAUGAAGCCUACAAGAUACUCCUACCCGGAUCUCAAGAAGAUGACCGACGACUUCAAGACCAUACUUGGGCAAGGAGGUUACGGCAGCGUGUUCAAAGGGAAGCUACACAAUGGAGUUCCAGUGGCAGUCAAAGUCCUCGACAACCCAACGGUCAGCGGAGACGAGUUCACGAACGAGAUAGCCGCGAUCGGAACGAUACAUAAUGUAAACAUCGUUCGACUCUUGGGAUUCUGCGUCGACGGAUCGAAGAGAGCACUCAUCUACGAGUUCAUGCCCAACGAAUCACUCGACAAGUAUAUAAUGGAGGAAGGGGAGAGAAGCACGAAGUUCUCAUGGACAAAGCUGCACGACAUAAGCAUGGGCAUAGCUCGAGGGAUCGGAUACCUUCACCAGGGUUGCGAGCAACGAAUCCUUCACUUGGACAUCAAGCCCCAAAACAUCUUGCUCGACCAAGAAUUCAACCCAAAGAUAUCCGAUUUCGGCCUCGCGAAGCUGUGUUCCAAGGAGAGAAGCGCCGUGUCGAUGACUGCCGCCAGAGGAACCAUGGGCUACAUGGCGCCAGAAGUGUUUUUGGGCAGCAACAAAACAGUUUCGCACAGGUCUGAUGUCUACAGCUUUGGGAUGGUGUUGAUGGAAAUGGUUGGUGGAAGGAAGAACACGGCUGAUGAUGGUGAAAAUGCUGCCCAAAUCUACUUUCCUGAGUGGAUUUAUAACCAAUUAAAGCAAGGAGAAGAGCUGGGAUUGGUAACAGGCUCAGUGGAGGAUGCUGAAAUAGCGAAAAAGUUAACCAUGGUAGCUCUGUGGUGCGUGCAGUGGAGACCGGCUGAUAGGCCGUCGAUGAAGGUAGCAGUUCAGAUGUUGGAAGGGAGCCUGGAAAGGUUGCCACUGCCACCAAAUCCUUUUUCUCCACAAGUCGAGAAAAAGAAUAUGGGAGAUACCGAUGCCAUCGAUAAUUAGGUGUCGGCAGACUCAGCUGCUGCAAUGCAAUGUUUGUUUCUUGUCUUAUUUGGGUCUAUAUAUGUACCUCCAUUUGUCACCAGAAGGAUAAAUCAAUUCUUCCGGGAAUUACUAAUUACUAUAAAUAAAAUGGAAAUUGAACGGCUCUCA
Musa acuminata AAA Group (dessert banana) is the source of this 2107-nucleotide messenger RNA. Its product is annotated as rust resistance kinase Lr10-like. Gene Ontology annotation, molecular function: polysaccharide binding; protein kinase activity; ATP binding. Gene Ontology annotation, biological process: protein phosphorylation. The transcript is spliced from 3 exons. Bases 125 to 1957 code for a protein of 610 amino acids. NCBI's taxonomy places the organism in Eukaryota, Viridiplantae, Streptophyta, Magnoliopsida, Zingiberales, Musaceae. The record is from RefSeq and is a predicted model, not a curated record.